AUGGAUAUCAUUCUUGAAUUAUGGGAUACCUUCAUUGGUGACCGUCUCUAUUCAACACUCCUACCAACAUCUCUCUCUUCUUCGGUGUCACUUCCCGCCUUCGCCAAUGUCGCCAAUAGUACCUUGUCCCUAUUUGGGUCUCCUGAGCCUUUCGUAUACGAACAGGCUACACAGAUGUUGUACCUGGAACCUUCCAAGUAUGCGUACUUAAGCGCUUGGCCCCGAAACAAUGUAUACCGUCAAUUCACCAGUUUCUUCCUGAUCACUUGGCUCUUCGGUCUUCUGGUUUACUUUGUCGUCGCAUCGCUCUCCUACGUCUUCAUCUGGGAUAAAACAACCUACCAACACCCGAAGUUCCUGCGCAACCAGAUCAGAAUGGAAAUUCGUCAGGCAAUGGAAGCUAUGCCCCCAAUGGCCCUCCUAACGGCCCCGUUCUUCGUCCUGGAAGUCCGCGGAUAUGCCAAACUCUACGAUACAACCGCCGAAGAACCCUUCCCCUUCUACAGUCUUAUCCAAUUCCCCUUUUUCAUCUGCUUCACCGACUUCUUCAUCUACUGGAUUCACCGUGGUCUGCACCACCCCCGCGUCUACAAGACCCUGCACAAGCCUCACCACAAGUGGAUUAUGCCGAGCCCCUAUGCCUCGCACGCCUUCCACCCGCUCGACGGCUGGUCUCAGAGUGUGCCAUACCACGUCUUUCCCUUCCUCUUCCCCCUGCAGAAGGUGGCCUACGUCUUCCUCUUCGGCUUCAUCAACCUCUGGACUGUCUUCAUCCACGAUGGUGAAUACGUUGCCAACAGCCCCGUCGUGAACGGUGCUGCUUGCCAUACUAUGCAUCACUUGUAUUUCAACUACAACUAUGGGCAGUUCACCACUCUCUGGGACCGUCUUGGUGGCAGCUAUCGCAAGCCUAACGAGGAACUCUUCCGCCGCGAGACCAAGAUGGGUGACAAGGAGUGGAAGCGCCAGGCCAAGGAGAUGGAGUCUAUCCUCAAAGACGUUGAGGGUGAAGACGACCGCAGCUACUCCGCCGAUAAUAAAAAAGACCUUUGA
Molecule: messenger RNA, 1053 nt
Organism: Penicillium soppii
Lineage: Eukaryota; Fungi; Ascomycota; Eurotiomycetes; Eurotiales; Aspergillaceae
Product: sterol desaturase family protein
Exons: 2
Coding region: 1-1053 (350 amino acids)
Biological process (GO): lipid biosynthetic process
Molecular function (GO): iron ion binding; oxidoreductase activity
Source: RefSeq, a predicted model, not a curated record